AUGGAGCUUAUACAGAUACCAUCAGAUAGAAUUGAAGAAAUUGCUGAAACUUCUUGUGCUUCUCACAAAUUAAGAAAAAGAGUGAGAAGAAAGCUGAAAGAAUCUCCACCAUGUAAAAUACUAAGGCACGAUGCGUUGCCUGAGGAAGUAAGAUUCGGAUCAAUCUUUGAGAACAAACAAAACAUGACUAAAUUUUUCUGCAGCUUGGAGAUAAACCAAAAAGUUGAAUUCACUGCUGUUAGAUCAUGUUCCAAGAGAUAUGAGCUGAAAUGCAUCGUGGACAGAUGUGAACAUGUUCGAGACAAAAAGAUAGAGGUUACACCAGCCUUUGUAGAAAAUGAAAUGAAAAAGAAAUUUGGAAUUGACAUUGGUUAUCACAAGGCAUGGCGUGCUAUUCAAAAAGCUGUUGCUUGCAUAAGGGGAACACCUGAAGAGAACUACCAGAUUCUUCCUUCAUACCUACACAUGAUGGUGGCCAAAAACCCAGGAACAUUUGCUUACAUGUUCUUUGCUCCUGCGGCAUCAGUAGCUGGUUGGUCCUACUGUAGACCCGUUAUUGUAGUAGAUGCAACAUUUUUAAAGUCCAAAUAUCGUGGUGUUCUAUUUGUUGCUGUAUCAAAGGAUGCAAACAAUCAAAUCUUUCCUCUAUGUUUUGGUGUAGCAGAAUCAGAAAACAAUGAGGCAUACAUUUGGUUCUUCGGGGAAAUGAGAAAAGCAAUUCAAGUCCGUCGUGAACUGAUUUUCUUAUCAGAUAGAAACCAAUCGAUCGCAACUGGGAUUAGAAAAGUUUUUCGUGAAGCUCACCAUGGUAUCUACCUUUAUCACUUUGAGGAAAAUUUAAAGCAAAGACAUGCAAAAGCCACGGUAACAAAUCUUUUUCAAAGUGCUGCAAGGUCAUACAAACGUGAAGAUUUUAAUCAGUUAAUAUCCCAACUCAAAAGUAUUGACAAGAAAACAUAUAAUUACAUAAUGGAAGAGCCUCCCGAGAGAUGGGCUCGAUCGUGGUUCCCACGGCGACGUUAUGAUAUGCUAACAACAAACAUGGUAGAAUCAAUGAAUUCCAUUUUACUAAAAGGGAGAGAAAUGCCUAUUUUAAGAAUGUUAGAUUUCAUCCAAGAAAAGUUGGGAGAGUGGUUUUACAAACGGAGAAAAAAGGCAAAUGAAACUUUUCACAGAGUAUCAAUAUGGGCAGAAGAAGAGAUGAUUAAGAAGAUGGACUUGGCUUGCAAAAUGUUU
Molecule: messenger RNA, 1236 nt
Organism: Nicotiana attenuata
Lineage: Eukaryota; Viridiplantae; Streptophyta; Magnoliopsida; Solanales; Solanaceae
Exons: 3
Source: RefSeq, a predicted model, not a curated record